Messenger RNA from Physeter macrocephalus (sperm whale), 2328 nucleotides. RefSeq names its product coactivator associated arginine methyltransferase 1 (gene CARM1). Gene Ontology annotation, molecular function: protein-arginine N-methyltransferase activity. The transcript has 15 exons. The coding region runs from base 190 to 1929 and encodes 579 amino acids. Gene Ontology annotation, biological process: peptidyl-arginine methylation. The record is from RefSeq and is a predicted model, not a curated record. NCBI's taxonomy places the organism in Eukaryota, Metazoa, Chordata, Mammalia, Artiodactyla, Physeteridae.
GACCCCCGCCCACCCCUGCUCAGCUCUGAAGGCCGACGACGCCCCCAUGUGACACGGAGGGGCUGGUGGCUGAAGGCCCGACUCCCUCAGCUGGGCCUGGGCUGCCCGCUGGGUUCCCGUGACCCUCUGACCCUGCCAGACUUGCCCUUCUCUCCCCUGUGUCUUCCCACCUCAGUGCCCAGGAGCGACAUGGGGUCUGGCACCGGCAGGUGCUCCUUGAGGGAACGUCCUGGCACAGGUGCCCCCCUGGGCCCCCCAGUGCCUGGCAACUCCCCGUCCCCCCACCUCAGCCCCGGUUGCCCUGUGGACAACUGUCCUCUCCUGCUGGACAGACUGCAUCCUGUAUCCCCUCUGGGGAUGCUGAUCAGCCACCGCCUCGUCCUCAGCAUGAAGACGUCUGUGUGUUCAAGUGCUCGGUGUCCCGGGAGACGGAGUGCAGCCGUGUGGGCAAGCAGUCCUUCAUCAUCACCCUGGGCUGCAACAGCGUCCUCAUCCAGUUCGCCACGCCCAGCGUUUUAUGGCUACCUGUCCCAGCAGCAGAACAUGAUGCAGGACUACGUGCGGACAGGCACCUACCAGCGCGCGAUCCUGCAGAACCACACGGACUUCAAGGACAAGAUUGUUCUUGACGUCGGCUGCGGCUCUGGGAUCCUGUCGUUUUUCGCCGCCCAGGCUGGAGCAAGGAAGAUCUAUGCGGUGGAAGCCAGCACCAUGGCCCAGCACGCCGAGGUCUUGGUGAAAAGUAACAACCUCACGGACCGCAUCGUGGUCAUCCCCGGGAAGGUGGAGGAGGUCUCACUCCCCGAGCAGGUGGACAUCAUCAUCUCGGAGCCAAUGGGCUACAUGCUCUUCAACGAGCGCAUGCUCGAGAGCUACCUCCACGCCAAGAAGUACCUGAGGCCUGGGGGAAACAUGUUCCCCACCAUUGGUGAUGUCCACCUCGCACCCUUCACGGAUGAACAGCUCUACAUGGAGCAGUUCACCAAGGCCAACUUCUGGUACCAGCCAUCCUUCCACGGAGUGGACCUGUCUGCUCUCCGAGGUGCUGCGGUGGACGAGUAUUUCCGGCAGCCCGUGGUGGACACAUUUGACAUCCGGAUCCUGAUGGCCAAGUCUGUCAAGUACACGGUGAACUUCUUAGAAGCCAAAGAAGGAGAUUUGCACAGGAUAGAAAUCCCAUUCAAAUUCCACAUGCUGCAUUCUGGGCUGGUUCACGGUCUGGCCUUCUGGUUUGACGUCGCUUUCAUUGGCUCCAUAAUGACUGUGUGGCUAUCCACGGCCCCGACGGAGCCCCUGACCCACUGGUACCAGGUCCGCUGCCUGUUCCAGUCACCACUGUUUGCCAAGGCCGGGGACACGCUCUCAGGGACAUGUCUGCUUAUUGCCAACAAAAGACAGAGCUACGACAUCAGUAUUGUGGCCCAGGUAGACCAGACAGGCUCCAAAUCCAGUAACCUCCUGGAUCUGAAAAACCCCUUCUUCAGAUACACAGGCACGACGCCCUCCCCGCCGCCUGGCUCCCACUACACGUCCCCCUCGGAGAACAUGUGGAACACCGGCAGCACCUACAACCUCAGCAGCGGGAUGGCCGUGGCUGGGAUGCCGACCGCCUACGACCUGAGCAGUGUUAUCGCCGGCGGCUCCAGCGUGGGCCACAACAACCUGAUUCCUUUAGCCAACACGGGGAUUGUCAAUCACACCCACUCCCGGAUGGGCUCCAUAAUGAGCACGGGGAUUGUCCAAGGGGGCAGAGCUGGCCCCUCAGUGCCCACACCCCGCCCCACAGGGUCCUCCGGCGCCCAGGGCAGCAGCGGCGGCAGCUCCAGCGCCCACUACGCGGUCAACAGCCAGUUCACCAUGGGCGGCCCCGCCAUCUCGAUGGCCUCGCCCAUGUCCAUCCCAACCAACACCAUGCACUACGGGAGCUAGGCCACCCCGGCGUGGAACGGACUGACAGCACCAGGAAACCAAAUGAAGACCCUGCCCACCCCCCCUCCACCCGGGUGGCUCUCACCCUUGUACCGGAGAAGCCCAAACACCCGCUCACAGCCCUCUUUGCUACGGGAACUUGAACACUUUUUUACACGAUGUUGCCGCCGCCCCCAGCCCGCUGCCCGCCCACGUCUCGGCCCUGAGCGCGUGUCGCUGCCAUAUUUUACACACGAUCGUGUCGUGGGAGCCCCGUUACCCGCUCCUGCCCUCUCCACCCUGACCUGGGUUUGAAAUCUUCUGUAACAGGUGUGUCCGGGCCUGACAGCUGCAGGCCUGGCAGGGAGGGAGGGGAGCAGCUGACGCCCCCCCCACCCCCACCCCCUGCAAUCCCCCGGC